This is a messenger RNA of Trichogramma pretiosum, 2326 nucleotides long. RefSeq names its product serine/threonine-protein kinase TNNI3K-like. Gene Ontology annotation, cellular component: cytoplasm. The transcript is spliced from 2 exons. Lineage: Eukaryota; Metazoa; Arthropoda; Insecta; Hymenoptera; Trichogrammatidae. Gene Ontology annotation, molecular function: protein binding. The record is from RefSeq and is a predicted model, not a curated record. The coding region runs from base 199 to 1065 and encodes 288 amino acids.
GUCGUGAAUCACUGCUCUAGAGUGGGUGCACGAUAAAAGUAUCUGCUUGCAGCUGGUUGUUGAAUUGAAGCAAAAACUGCAAAAUUUAACAGUCGAUUUACAACAUUUUUAUAAUAAAUCCUACAUUUUAUAGUCAGUGAAGGUCUCGAAAAGUUUUAAUUAUUAUAUCUUACAAAAAGUGACAGUGAAAAAUACAAAAUGUCGCAUAGUCCUCUGGUAGAGAGUAUAGAAGAAAAACAAAGUCGAUUCAUCGAAUUGUUUAUAGAGCAACGUGAUUGGACUGAAGAGGAUGUACUGGCAUUUGUCGCAGUUGAAUUUGAUGGCAAUGCCGAGGAUAUCAACUGGGUUAUAAGGACAGCUUUAGAAAGAUUACCUCAUCAUGAAAUAAUCAUCGAAAUACUGAUGAAAAAUGGCACCGAGCUGCAAGUACUCAAUGACUUGGGUCAAACAGCAAUACAUAUUGCAGCUAUAAACGGAAAGGACUAUGCCAUUCAAAAGUUAUUAAAACAUUCUAGAUACGAAAAUGUCAGUGACAACGAGGGACUCACGUAUUUUCACAUAGCAUGUAUGUAUGGCUGUCGCGAAUCGGUCCAGCAAUUCAUUGAUGAAGGCGUAGAUAUCAAUCUUCCUUACUACAAAGAUGGAUGUAAAGAAACCCCAUUGUCAUUAUGCAUUAAAAGCGAAUAUACAAAGAAUACAUUAGAAUUACUACUAGACAAUGGCGCUGAUUAUAAAUUGUUAGAUGGCUGGGAUGAGGACCCCUUAAAGUAUCUCAAACGUUUCAGUCGAGAUUACAGAUCUAGUCCCAUACAUACGUUGAAAGUACUUGCUGAUCAUUAUUUCGAGGAACUUUUAAAAUUUGCAAAUCAUUCGGAGGUAAUCGAAAAUCGCAGAGACAGCGAAGGAUUCACGUACUUACAUGCAGCUUGCAUGUCCGGCAAUGCGAAGAUGGUGCAGAAAUUCAUAGACCAGAAAGACGAUCUUGAUCUUGUUUGGCGUUUAUCAAGUGGCACUCAUGAAACACCAAAUCGAAAUAGUAGAAAUGCUCUUGAAAAAUGGCGCUAGUCCAAACUUGAAAUUGUUGGGGAAAAAUCCGUUGCACGUUUUUUUCGCGUAUCAUCGGGGUACCCCUGCGAAUUUGGGUCUCUUUGAACUUCUUAUUAGUUACAACUGCGACGUAAAUGAAAAAGACCGUGAUGGCCAGAGUCCGUUGUACCUUUGCUUCGGAAAAUGUGAACAAGCAGCUAUGGGUAUUUGCUCAUGCUGCACGGAGGAUGGAUUAGAAUACGAAAUAAUUGAGGAAUUAAACAGUAAUCGUAAAUAUGUAGAAAUUCUGCUUAAAAAUAAAGCCGACGUUAACGAAGUAUUUUCAUAUGGGCGAUCAAUACUUCACUCGAUUAUUGAUUCUGACAUAUGUAAAUCGGAUCAGAAGACCCAUGACGGUUACGUCUAUAAAAACUCAGUGGGUAUCAAAUUUGUCAAAACAAUUGUAAAAUAUGGAGCCGAUGUCAAUGCCAAAGAUGAUAAUGGAGAUUCACCUCUUCACUUAGCUGUAUUAAACAAUAAUUUGCAUGUGGUUAAGGCCCUAUUAAAACGCGGAGCCGAUGUACAAAGUGUUGACUUUUCGAAGUUUUAUUGGGAAUAUGAAUCAUCCUACCUAUGGUUUGACGAAAUAAUAACUUUUCUUUUAAUCCUAAAUAGUUUGAUUGAAAAAGGAUAUAAAAUGAAUGAAUCAAGCUGUUUGACAGUAUUGACAAUUUUGGUCGAUAAAGUUAUGCUUAGUAUACCCAGCGAUGCACGGAACGAUAGUCUACUCGUUGGUUCUCCGACGCAACUUCGUACGUUUCUGGCUCGUGUCAAAAAUAGUGAUGAUGGUGCUGAUCAGUUUGGGAGUUAUCAAAAAGAUCUUUUGGCUCAGGUGGUUCAUCGACAUCUUCAAUUUGUUGAAAAAGGGAAUGCAUUCAUGACUGCGGAGGUAAAGGAUUGCCUGCAACAACUGCAAACAAUAUUCAAGCUCGAAGAGGAAUUAGUUAUUAAAUAUAAUGCUGAAAUUUUGGUGCAAAUUGAAAAAUUAAAAAAAAUAAGGAUAAAAGAUGAUGUAUCUCUUUUGGACGUUUGUGCAUCUGGUCCCAUAAAAAGAUACCAUUUUUUGAAAAAUUCAGAAUUUUGGACAAUAUUUAACUCAAAGAGAUUCGAAAAAAAUUUUCAUCAUUUAUCUGAAACCAUUAAACCGUACAUAAUUAUUUGUUUCAUGAGAAAACUUUUCAUGGACAUUGGAUUAAAAUACUUGAUGUUAUUGACGCAGGGUAAACUCCCUACAUUAUGC